Messenger RNA from Nasonia vitripennis (jewel wasp), 4039 nucleotides. Its product is annotated as dynamin-binding protein. Gene Ontology annotation, cellular component: cytoplasm. The record is from RefSeq and is a predicted model, not a curated record. The transcript is spliced from 9 exons. Gene Ontology annotation, molecular function: guanyl-nucleotide exchange factor activity; protein binding. NCBI's taxonomy places the organism in Eukaryota, Metazoa, Arthropoda, Insecta, Hymenoptera, Pteromalidae. The coding region runs from base 103 to 3615 and encodes 1170 amino acids.
AAUUAUCUUUCGUUUCAUCAUCAAUAAUAGCGACAUUUUUCAUUGUUGUCCUUAUCAGCUGUGAACUGCCGAUGUGGCCUGCGAUAGGAUUUGCACGAGAUAAUGGAGUCGGGGACACUUGCCAGAGUACUGCGUGACUUUCUCACGACCACAGACGGCGAAAUAAGCCUCCACAAGGGAGACUUCUUUCUGGUCCACAAAGUUGUCGAUAAACACUGGUGUUAUGGUCAAUCCCACAAUCGACUGGGAAAAUUUCCUGUGCACAGCUUGCACAAAGUUGAUGUGCCUCCGGUAAACGACAACGAAUCCUUAUUUAUUUCCAUUGCUCCCUUUCGAGGUGAACAGCCAGGAGAUUUGUCUUUUAGUCAAGGGGAAAUAAUAAUUGGCAACGCGGAGUCAUCGUCUGACUGGCUCACUGGACAUAUCGGCCCACGGGAGGGCAUUUUCCCUGCGUCAUAUGUUUGGCAACUUGAUCUGAAUAUAUUAAAGAAGUCUAUGCAAAAGAAGAUAGUCAAGAGAAAAGCAAAAGUGAAAGCAAACCUUACAGCACAGUUGGACGAAGAAUUGGAUCUAGUUGAAGGAGAAAUAGUGACCGUUACAGAGAUUCUUGAUGAUGGAUGGUGUAGGGGCUACAAAGAUGAUGGAAAAGAAGGAAUCUUUCCAGAGGGAUUCAUUACAUAUCAAGAUGAUACGAAUAUUGAUGAGAUAGACAACACUUGUAAUGCUGCUGCAGUAGAGGACAACGCAUUUCCUUCAUCCGCAAUGUCAGGAAGAAUUUAUAAAGACUUUGGCGAGAGUGUCAAUUAUACACCUGAAGCACGGUAUGAUGAUCCAGCACCAAAUUACGAAGAUUUAUUCCCUGAAAAGUCGGAAAAUCAUCACGCACCAAAGAUUGAAGUUACAUCAGAUUAUAAUCCACUUGGACUCAAGCCAUACGCGAUAUCAUUAUUUCCAUUCAACGCACAGUUUCCUAAUGAAUUAAGUUUUGGAGCAGGGCAAGUUGUUGAACUAGUUAAAUAUACCGAUAAUGAGUGGGCAUUGGGGAUAAUUGAUAAUGUCCAAGGCAUUUUUCCUGUUUCUUACGUCAAUGUCAUUGUUGAUUGUGUUGACUCACAGGAUGACAUGGCACCUGAUGAUGGUGUAAAAGAGCAAGAUCAAGAUGAUCUACAAUCAAAUGAUCGCGUUAAAGUGGAAUAUAAAUUUGAUGCACAAAUGGCGGGUGAUCUUAACGUUACUGAAGGUGAAAUCGUUACAAUUGUCGAGGCUAACGAUGAAUGGGUUACUGUGAGAAAUGACAAAGGUGAAACUGGUUUAUGUCCUAGAAGUUAUCUAACUACAGACUUCGAAUCAAGCGACGACGUUUUUCACGAUGCGCUUGACGAUUAUGUGGUAAUCAGACACGAAAACAAGAACACAGGUGAUAAAGAAAUCGAUAAAAGCAAAAGAUUGUCCGAGCCGCAUCGUCCCGCACCUCCUGCACCUUCUCCAGGAAGAGUUCCUUUGCAAAAACAGCAUCAUCAAGCUAUGACUUCGGAUGAAGAAAGUGAUGCUUCUUUGACAAAACAGAAUAAAGCCGACCAAAGACAAAACCUCAUAUCGGAAUUAUACUUAACAGAGAAAGAUUUUGUCAGAGAUUUGAAAAUGACGUACGAAACUUUUCAUUUGCACAAUCCCGCUUUCCUCGAAUCACGAAAAAUUGAUGUAACAACUCUAUUUGGAAAUAUUUCACAAAUUAUAGAAGUUGCAGAAGAACUAUUAGAAUUGAUACAGAGAGCGAUGAAAGGGAUUAACGAAGAUUACCAAAGCAUUGGUCCAUGUUUUUUAAAAAUGUCUGAAAAGAUGAGAGUUGCCUAUGAAAAGUAUUGUAGUAAUCACGAAGCGUCCUUGGCACUUUUGCAAAAGUACAAAGACAACGAGGAUAUAAUGAGAAUAUUCAAUAAAGGUGUAGAGACACUGAGAGUACAAGUUCAUUGCUUUGAUAUGAGCUCUGUAUUGAUCAAACCAGUCCAGAGGAUAUUGAAGUAUCCAUUACUUUUAGAUGGAUUAUUAAAGUGCACUGAAGAUGGCCAUCCAGAUAAACCAAAGAUUGAAGAGGCAUCUAAAGUGAUGGCUGACGUUGCCAGCUACAUUAAUGAAUAUAAAAGAAAGAAGGAUUUAGCUUCCAAAUAUUUACAUUCCAAUAAUACGUUAAUAGGAAAAAUGGCGAAUUUAAACAUGCAUUCGGUGGCGAAAAAAUCGUCGAGAUUGAGCGCUAAGCUGUCCGCUACUUUAGGUCUAACCAAUCUUCCAAUCGAUCCUAAGUUCGAAGAGUUGGUUAAAGAUUUUUUGUCUCUUGAAAAGAGCACCAAACAGUUUCUAAAAGACGUUGAUCAGUGUAUUCAGUGGUUGGACGCUGAGACUUAUUGUGGUGAAGUUCUUACUGAGCAGCUGCAUCAGUAUUACACCGGAGUACGUAGUGAUGAAGUUUGGCGAUUGCGUGAAGUAAGGCAGAUCAUAAGAUCACAAUACAUAAAAGAUUUUAAGUCGUGUAUUGAAAGGCGUGUGAUAUCGCCUCUAAACGCUCUUAUAUCGCUACUGUCUGGACCUGAACUUUUGAUUAACAAACGACACGAUAAAAUGCUCGAUUAUGACACCGCUAUCUCAAGAAGAGACAAAGCAGAGGACAUUUCUAGUGCUAAAAGCAAUUUCGAAGCGUUGAAUCAACAAUUAUUAGAAGAGCUUCCGGUAUUCAUACAAGCUUCAACUGCAAUCCUUUACAAUUGCAUUGGCGCUUUUACGAAUGCUCGAAAAUUGUAUAAUGGAAAAAUUUUGAAAAAAUACAUGAAUAUUUCAGAGGUCGUGAAACAGUUUUCGUUGGAAGAUAUUUACGAAUCGUACUUUGUACAUCAUCACUCACUGUACAAUGAAAUUACUCGCUUGAGUUACGGAGGUACCAAUGCAAGAGUUGAAAAAGACUCUGUAGACUAUUGUUUGCAGUCCGAAGUUCACAAAAAGGCCGUGAAGGAAAAAUACCCCCCUAACAAAUUGUACAUAUUAACCCGCUCGAUAACGGGCCCGACACCACACGAUUUAUCGGCAACCAAAGGCACCUUAGUUGGGGUGAUAAAAACGAUGAAUCCGAUGGGUGACACUUCCAAGUGGUUUGUUGAUAACGGAAGUAUGAAGGGAUUCGUAGAGAGUCAGUAUUUGGAAAUAAGCGACGAAGCGAAGCUAAUUGAAGAAAGUGCAGCCGCAGUUUCCAUGGACAGUUCUGUCGAUCUUAUGUCUCUAGAUUCGCCUGUAAAGGAAGCGAAUAGAUAUUCCGCGGAUAUUCAAUCGCUUUACUCUGAUGUAAGCGACGAUCUAGACCCUCCGCCAAAUUACGAAAACCUUGAUGACAUCACGCCGAAAGAACCAAGACAAUUGUAUGAAAAUAUUCACGAAAAAUUUGUCUACGCACUCUACGAAUUCAAUCAUCCAGAACUUGCGGGAACUUUGAGCGUGAAGGAAGGCCAAGCCUUGAAAGUUUUGGAAAAACACGACCAAAAAAAUAAUCCUGAUUGGUGGCUGGUAGAAGAUCGAACUGGUGGCAAGGGAUACGUUCCGGAGAACUACUUGGGCAAAAAACAAAACUAACGGGAUAAGUUUCUGUGCCUUAAUUUUAUAUAUAUAUAUAUACACCUCAAAACUUACAAAUAUUUUCUAUAUUUUUUCUAUAUCUGUGAUAGUCGAUUAACUUUAAAGUAGAGAGGUUCAAUAUAAAUUUUAUUUCGAUCUAUAUUAUUAUUAUUUUUUUAAAAGUUAUUGUUGUGUUUAUCGAUCGCGUGCUGAUCUAUUUUUAAAAGCUAUCAUGUAAAUAAACGAAUAUUUACAUAAAGUAUUGUAUUAUUAAGAAAAUCAAUAGUUGCUACGCAAUGUUCAUUAUGUAAGAAUCAUGGUAUAAUUGUCCGAUUAUUGUAAAAUCAAAGAAUUUUAUUGCGAGACAGAAAUCUCAUGAAUACGUAAACAAAUUUUAUACUCGAAACGUCUACGCUAUAAAUAUAAAAUGUUUUCGAACAAA